GUCAGACCCUUCAAUGAAGGCAUACCUUGCCGCGAAAUAUAUGUCGGGACCAAAGGCAGAAGCCAUCCUCUCACGAACGACUGGUCCGUCAAAGAAAAAGAAACGCAAAGUCGUGACUACAUCCUUCUCUACCGCUAGCUCGUCUAUAAUCAAAGACGACGACAUACUAGGCUGGGACAACGAUGCACGAGGUGGCGAGGAUGAAGAUAUGUCAGAGGCGGUCAUUGCUGAAGAUCGCGCUUUCAAGAAGCGGCAACGCACAGAAGAGGGCUCCGGUUGGGCUACGCUUCGCGAGGGGAGUCACGGCACAGAGAGCCCACCUCCAGCGGCGGACGAACAACCACAGCUUGUCCAAGAGGAAGAAAUGUCAACUGUUCGGGGUGGCCUCCUCACUUCCGCGCAGCUGAAGAAAACCCUUCCACGCGAAAAGCCCGUCAAAUCCUCCGAAGCGGAACGGCGAGAACGUGAAGCAGCGCAUGAGACCGUGUAUCGUGACACCUCUGGACGGCGGAUAGACACCGCAGUUGAGUAUGCAGAGGCUGCGCGGAAGAAGCGUGAGCGCGAGGACCAGGAGGCGCGGAAGAUGGAGUGGGGGAAAGGUCUGGUACAGCGGGAGGAACAGGAGAAGCGAAAGAGAGAGUUGGAAUCAGUGCGGUCGCAAACGUUUGCACGGACUCGAGACGAUGUGCAGAUAAACAUGGAGCUGAAGGCGCAGGAACGAUGGAACGAUCCUGCUGCUGCCUUCCUGACGAAGAAGAAAUCGAAGGGACCGAGGAGGCCCGAGUACACAGGGCCGCCGCCUCCUCCAAAUCGCUUUGGUAUCAAGCCAGGCUACAGGUGGGAUGGUGUCGAUCGUGGCAAUGGGUUCGAGAAGAAGCUUUUCCAGCACCAGAACGAGAGGCGGCGGCGUGGCCUCGAGAGCUACCAAUGGAGUGUGGAUGACAUGUAACCUGGGUGCUCCCGGACUAUAUGGGCAGUUCGCCGUGUGGCUGUGCUUCUACCUUGCGUAGAAGCGUUGCAUGUGGCACGUUUGGCCUUAUUCAUCCCUCGCUGGGGUAGGGUAGGUUUGCUAUGAUUCAUGCAAAGGCCAACCAGUUGACCCUCGAGAGGCCCUGACUACAAGAGAAGCCGGGACCAAAUGGUUGAAAGGUCAAUGUGGUAAACACCAUAACCUGGAAACGUCGGUCCCAGAGCCAUAUACCCUGCUUCGGACCAUCAGUUCAGCAAAGAUAUAUACCCGCAUCUCUUUGUGUAGUAGUCGGUCCCAUUUAUCCUUUUACCCCCCCCACCC
This is a messenger RNA of Laetiporus sulphureus 93-53, 1291 nucleotides long. RefSeq lists its product as uncharacterized. Gene Ontology annotation, molecular function: RNA binding. The transcript is spliced from 3 exons. Gene Ontology annotation, cellular component: RES complex; U2-type spliceosomal complex. The record is from RefSeq and is a predicted model, not a curated record. Bases 14 to 949 code for a protein of 311 amino acids. Lineage: Eukaryota; Fungi; Basidiomycota; Agaricomycetes; Polyporales; Laetiporaceae. Gene Ontology annotation, biological process: mRNA splicing, via spliceosome.